This is a messenger RNA of Cylicostephanus goldi, 305 nucleotides long. The record is from the annotation of a GenBank genome assembly. NCBI's taxonomy places the organism in Eukaryota, Metazoa, Nematoda, Chromadorea, Rhabditida, Strongylidae.
AUGCUUCUAGGUCAGUGGGUGUCCAUUGGAAGAGUGCUCACUCAAACUGAGAUGCAAGCACGAAAACGCGCAGAUCCACAAUAUCCCGUGAAUUUCGUCUUGGUCUGUAAGAGGACCAUACGACUCAGGAUUGAAAAACAAUAUUAUACAAUAGAAGAGGCUGCAGCUCGAUUUUCAAUAUCCACAGAGGCUAUCAUGCAAGAAAAGCAUCGUAAUCGUGACUCGCAUGACACUAGAGCCAAAGCUAAACGCCCCGCAGAUGUAGCUCCCAACGGACCCUCCGCCAAAGCACUUAGACGUUAGUA